Molecule: messenger RNA, 2466 nt
Organism: Lottia gigantea (owl limpet)
Lineage: Eukaryota; Metazoa; Mollusca; Gastropoda; Lottiidae
Exons: 23
Coding region: 1-2466 (821 amino acids)
Biological process (GO): regulation of transcription by RNA polymerase II
Source: RefSeq, a predicted model, not a curated record
AUGGAAAAUCUUUACAUGGAUGAUGUCGACCCUAGCGUAAGCUUUCUGUUUAAAACAAUGCUUGAAAGAGAUCCGAAAAAAAGAAGAGUCAAGCCAGUACAGAAACAUAUGAUCCAAGUAGAUUUUGGUGGGGGAGAGGACAGUGAUGAAGAUUCAGAUUUUGAUAUGAAAAAGCAUAAAGCAAACAGUGAUGGAGAGGACAGUGAUGAUAAAGUUCAUGAACCAAGUGAUGAGGGUGAUGUAAAUAAUGAUGAUGAGGAAAGUGAUGAUGAUGAUGAUGAUGAUGAUGAUAAUGAUAAUUCUGAAUCCGACUCUGAUGAAAGUCAGCCUGGUAAACCUGGACUAGACAUUUUGAAUAUGGAUCUAGACAGUGCUGAUGAUGAAGAUUAUGUUCCUAACCAGAAGAAAAAAAAACUUCUUCCAUCUUCAGUGACAAAGGAAAUCACAGAAUCAUUAGAGGCACCUACUCCACCUCCAGUUAUUGAUAAUCAAGAUAUCAAAAUUGUUAUUUGUUGUGUUUGUCUUACAGAUGUAACAGGGGCUGAUGAUGAAAUAGUAGAAUGUGAUAAUUGUGGUGUACCUGUACAUGAAGGUUGCUAUGGUAUCAGUGAUAACCAAUCAGCAGCCAGUACUGAAUCCUCCGCUAGUACGGAGCCAUGGUUCUGUGAUGCUUGUAAAGCUGGUGUUAAACCUAGUUGUGAACUAUGUCCUAAUUUUGGAGGAAUUUUUAAGGAAACAGACACAGGAAAGUGGGUACAUCUGGUAUGUGCUCUGUAUACUCCUGGUGUAGCAUUUGGUGAUGUGGAUAAACUAAGUCCAAUAACUCUGUUUGAGAUGCCCUAUUCUAGAUGGGGAGCUAGGGAGUGUACACUAUGUGAAGAUGUACGAUUCAGUCGAACUGGAGUUUGUGUAAGUUGUGAUGCAGGAAUGUGUCGAUCAUAUUUUCAUGUUACGUGUGCUCAGAGAGAAGGGCUAUUAUCUGAAGCUUCCCCGGAAGAAGUUAUGGAUAUUGCUGAUCCAUUCUAUGCAUAUUGUAAACUACAUGCUGAUAAGAAUACAGCUCGAGCUAAGAGAAGAAAUUGGCUGGCCAUACAAUCUCGAGUCAAAAAACUCAGGGAGAAAGUUAUUGAAGAUACAAAGGAAAAGGCUAGAUUCGAAAGAAAAUUGAAAAGACACUGUGAAAAAUACACCAUUGCCAGACAAAAACGACCACCAUCUUGGGUACCCACCCAGAAAAUGGUUAGAUUUCUAACAUCAAGUCCGUCUGCUGUGAGGAAUAUGUUACGGAAAGCUGAGUUGAUGGGAGUUAUAACUAACGUUCAGACGGCACCAAAUCAGAAACAGGAAUCAAGGAAGAAAGGAAGUUCAGCAACUCCGGCUUUAUCCACAGAUUUUAUAACUCACUAUUUAGAGCGUAAUGUACGUAUUGAUAAUAUGAAGAAUAAUCUAAAAGACUUGGUUCAACAAAACAGCAAAUUACACGAACAGGAGAAAAUAUUACGUCAGAGAUACGACAAGCUGUUAAACAGUAGUACAUUACUGAAAGAUAAAUAUAGUGAUUUAAAGGAAGAAGGAGAGGGAUUGUGGAAGAAUUUGAUUGGAAUUGGAGGAAAGACAAUCAAAUUACCAGACAUAUUAAAGCCAAAGAAAAUUACAAAAUCACCAACUAUUAGAGAUACACCCAAAUCACCUCCUGCUAUAAUCCAUCAAUGUGGUAUUUGUAAGAAAACAACAGACCAACAUCAGCUGGCUAAAUGUGAUUUGUGUAAACUCUACUAUCAUCUGGGUUGUUUGGAUCCUCCUCUAACGAGAAUGCCUAAAAAAACUAAACUUAUGGGCUGGCAAUGUUCAGAAUGUGUGUCGUCUUCUAGUGACUCUGAGAAAGAGGUGACAGUUGAAGAUGUUGAUGGACCAAGACGUCUGAGAGAAACUAUCAAAGAACCACUUAAAUUCCAAUUUAUGGAGAUGUACGACUUUAAAAAGAGAGAAAAAAUCAAGAAAAGGAGUAAAACCAAGAAAAAAGUAAAAAAGACAGAAGCAGAGACUAGCAUAGAUAUUACACCAGAUGAUAUUCCUGUAAAGAAAUCCAAAGUAUCACCACAAUACAGACCAAAGAAUUUAGCAAGCUCUGGUAGUAGUAAUGUUAAUUCUGUAGCAAAGAAGAAGGAGAGCCCUAAAGAACUAAUGGUGGAGUGUGUUGUUUGUAGUCAACCUGGUCGAACUAGUAAUACUGUUAGAUGUGAUGAAUGCCAGCUUUGUUAUCAUUUUACAUGUUUAAAUCCACCAGUCAAGAAAUCACCCAAGAUUCGAGGUUAUGGUUGGCAUUGUGAGGCAUGUGAUCCUACAGACGAUUCUGAUGAUAUUGGUCUAGUAGAAGAUGAAGACAGUAAACUAUCACCACCACCACAAGAAGGCAGUGUUAACACAAGCGAUGAUGAUGUCAUGAUUGUAGAGCAAGUUGAUUGA